AGUAAUAUCUGUGUCUAGUACCAGUCUAGUAGUUGCUCACCUGCUGAUAAGUACAGCCUCUGUGGACACAUUAUGGGAAACUGCACUUCAAAUGCCAGAAGAAAGAAGAAAAGAAAAGGUGACUCUGCAUCAAGUGAUAAAACCAGCAAAGAUAAUGAGCCUGCUGAGGAUGUCAUGUACGCCUCCAUUGACCACAGAACUGUCCAAGAUUCAAAAACAACCAAAACUGUGUCUUAUGAUGAUUCUGACUAUGCCACAGUUAAUGUUCCAGCAAAACUUCAACCUGAGCCUGAGUCUGAGUGCUCAUCUAAAGAUGAGUAUGUACUUAUGGGGUAAAUACAGAGGUCAUUUGGGCAAGAUGUGGGGUUUCCAGUUUCCAGUUGAUCUGCUCAAGUUUGAUUCUCAAAAACAAAACUGACACAAAAAAAAAAAGAAAAAAAGCAUUUAAAGCUGGCUGAGAAAGAAAUGUUUUUCUCCACUUCUAAGGGACUUGAACAUACACACGAGUGAUGUUUCUCUCCCAGCCUACAUCACGUUUCGGCCUCUUUACAGUCAACGCUCAGCCUCAGGAAACUGGGAAUAUCUGGGGUAAACCUGAAGAUUGUCAACGAGUCAACAGUGGCAUCUCCACAUCUGAUCUCCAGAUCUGGACGUUGGUGUCCCACUAUACUGGAAGUUACACUAACAGUAUACAAAUCUAUCUAUCUAUCAUGAUUUUGCGGAUACAGGCUUGAUCUUUACCCUCUUUUUUUCUCCUCUUUGGUGCUUUACAACUGAUGCCUGUUUCUAGAUUUAAUCAUUUGUCUGAAUCUGUGUCUGUUCCGCCCUCUAAGCUUCAGCUAUGAUAUAUUUUUGUUGAAAUAGAAUCAAGGCUUUGACCAGUAUCAGUUUGGCCCAAUUUAAGUUACAUCACAAAAUUAUAGCUCUGACUGUUCAAUCAAAUUGUGUGUGCAGUGCAGUGGCCCCAUUAUCAAAUCCAUCAUGAAUAAAGGCAGCACAUAUUUACUCCUCAUUUUGCAACAUAACAAUAAUAAUAAUUAAGGCUUGAGGAUUUAUUGUUUAUUUAGUUUUUUGGAUGUGUGUUUAAUUGGAGUAAUGUUGCUCUAUUUUACCAGGUGUACCAUAGACUGCUUUUGAAGCUUCUUAUCAAUGCAAUGACCCUUUGACUUGAGAGAGAACAUGUUUGUGAUCAUCACAUCUACACAUGUAGUAAAUUACAGUUGCUGCAGCAUUUGCUUUAAAAGCAUAUUGUGCAUUACACCUUUAAUUACAAAAAACAAAAUCCAAUAUCUAUUAUGCUACCAUAUGUCAAAUGGUGUGACAGCAAUCAUCUGCUCCUAAACACCGCCAAGACCAGGGAGAUGGUUGUGGAUAUCCGGAGAUCCAGGUUGCCAGUUCUCAUCAGGAACCAGUUCUCAUUAAAGGGGACUGUGUGGAGGUGGUGCACACCUACAAAUACCUGGGAGUACAGCUGGAUGACAGGCUGGACUGGACCACCACACACAUGCUCUGUGCAGGAAAGGACAGAGUCGUCUGUACUUCCUUAGAAGGCUGGCAUCCUUCAAUGUCUGCAGGAAGCUGCUACAGACCUUCUACAGGUCUGUGGUAGCCCUCAUGUACUCAGUGGUGUGCUGGGGGUGGCAGCCUCACACACAGAAGGACACUUCACGCCUGGACAAACUAAUAAGGAAGGCAGGCUCUGUUAAAGGCACAGAACUGGACAGCCUGACAUCCAUAGCUGAGCGACGCACACUCAACAGGCUCCUGUCCAUCAUAGACAUUCCACACCAUCCACUACACAGCACCAAACACAGACAGAGGAGCAGCUUCUGUCAAUGUCCUGCUCCACAGACAGACUGAGGAGAUCAUCCCUCCCCCCAUGCCAUUAGACUCCUCAACCUGCAUCAUACAUGACACACACACACACACACACAUGUGCAUGCACACACUCACCUUUGCACCGUAAUGACGGAACUUUCUGAUUUAUAAUUCAUUUAUUUUUCAACGUCUUUUUAUAUUUUUUAUAUUUCAUAUUAUAUUAAGACUGUGCUUUGCAUGCCUCUUAUGCUUCUAUUUUGUAACAUAUUGCCAUAUAUGAGAUGAAUAAAGUAUCUAUCUAUCGACAGUGUACUCUCGGUGGACUGUGCUCUGUUUGUCACCAGCAGGUGGCAGAAGAGUUCCUGGAUUCUUUUUUUAGAAUCCAGGAACUCCCCCCAACUCCCCCCAACACACACUCUAUUUUUAGAGACAGUUCACUGCUGACAUGA
Messenger RNA from Solea solea (common sole), 2267 nucleotides. RefSeq lists its product as uncharacterized. The record is from RefSeq and is a predicted model, not a curated record. NCBI's taxonomy places the organism in Eukaryota, Metazoa, Chordata, Actinopteri, Pleuronectiformes, Soleidae. The transcript has 4 exons. Bases 73 to 336 code for a protein of 87 amino acids.